AUGGGCCGCUUCCAACUGCUCGCACUCCUCGUCCCUGCGCUCACCGCCGUCGCGGCCCCUCUCCCUGCCAAACGUGCAUUCUCUUUCGGACUGAAAAACUACAACGCCUUCCAAAUCUCGGAUAGCGUUGCUGGUAAUGCCCAGGCACAUGCUAACGCAGUUUUUGUGGACCCCUUCAAGUCUGUCGACCUGGCCACAGUUGACGCGACUUCGCUCAAAAACUUGGGUACCAUGCGUCAAGCCGCCGAAUCAGCCGAAACGGAACUGUUCAACCCUCAGAUCAAAGCAGCAUCCGGUGCUGCGGCCGAUGCACUUUCUGUCGGGAAGAUCCAGAACAAGGUUCUGAAGUUGACCGGAGAAGUUCAACAGAUCAAGAUCAAGCUGGCUCAGGCGAAGGCCAAAGGCUCUGACACCUCUAAGCUCCAGGCGUCUCUGACAGAAGAGCAGACUAAGCUCAGCAAGAACAUCGCUACGGAUGUGAAGAACAAGGGCAAGAAGUCCAAGGGUGUCGCCAGCAAGUCCAAGCGGGCGGCCUUUAAAGGUUUCGCGCUCAAGAACUACGCCCAAUUCCAAAUCUCCGAUGGCACGGCUGGCAAUGCUCAGGCCAAAGCCGCAGCAGUCUUCGUAGACCCCUUCAAGUUGGUCGAUUUGGCCACAGUCGACGCGACAUCAAUCAAGAACCUAGGCACGAUGCGUGAAGCUGCUGAGUCAGCGGAGACAGAGCUCUUCAACCCGCAAAUCAAGGCUGCAUCUGGUGCCGCCGCGGAUGCACUCUCUGUUGGAAAAAUCCAGAACAAAGUGUUGAAGCUUACGGGCGAGGUCCAGCAGCUCAAAAUCAAGCUCGCGCAAGCCAAGGCUAAGGGCUCGGACACAUCUAAGAUCCAGUCGAAACUGACGGAGGAACAGACGAAGCUUUCGAAGAACAUCGCACUCGAUGUGAAGAGCAAAGGCGACGCUUCCAAGGGGGUUGCUUGA
Mycena indigotica is the source of this 975-nucleotide messenger RNA. Its product is annotated as NAD(P)-binding protein. The transcript is spliced from 7 exons. The record is from RefSeq and is a predicted model, not a curated record. Bases 1 to 975 code for a protein of 324 amino acids. Lineage: Eukaryota; Fungi; Basidiomycota; Agaricomycetes; Agaricales; Mycenaceae.